This is a messenger RNA of Oreochromis niloticus (Nile tilapia), 4794 nucleotides long. RefSeq names its product major facilitator superfamily domain containing 2a-like 2 (gene mfsd2al2). Bases 1 to 3045 code for a protein of 1014 amino acids. Gene Ontology annotation, biological process: carbohydrate transport. Gene Ontology annotation, molecular function: symporter activity. NCBI's taxonomy places the organism in Eukaryota, Metazoa, Chordata, Actinopteri, Cichliformes, Cichlidae. The record is from RefSeq and is a predicted model, not a curated record. Gene Ontology annotation, cellular component: plasma membrane. The transcript has 14 exons.
AUGCCUGUGGAAACGCUUCAACACUCCGUGAGGCAACCAACAAAGACUGCUGUUGCUCCUCCACCCCCACGCUUGCGGCCCAAGGGGCAAGUGGGGCUAGAUUUCUACCAGAAGUAUCAAAAAGCUGCGAGCAGACCAAAGCAGAGUGCUGUGGAAAGGCUCGAGGCAGACAAGGCUAAAUAUGUCAAGAGUCAAGUAGCUCUUACCAAGCAGCAGCCAGUCAGGCCUGAAGUGCGUAAGCCUCUACUCAGCCCCAGCUCUGCCCUUUGGCCCACCAGAAAGACCACAGACCCAGCAAAGACAAAGCAGGAAGGAUUACAGCUGGACAUGGAGCACCUGAAUAACCUCAUCAGUGGAGUGAAUGAUGCACCACAGUCUGGAACAACAGCAAAGCCAAAUGACCGUAAACCUCCUUACUGUGCUGCAGCUGUACACAAUUUUCCCCGUCCCACUCCUGCAGGGGCACAGCAGAAAAAGGAGAAGCCGUGUCCGCCUCCACGUCCUGAUAGGUUAGUUGUAGCUAAAGUGAAAUUAAAAGCAUCUGACCCUGCCAACGUAGAGAGCACAAGCUCUCCUGGGCCGCCAGCUGCAGCGACGGUACGGAGAGUGGAUGUCAUGCCUCAGGCCGGCCCUGUGAGGACAGCAGGUAGACGACCUCAGUUAAUUCGACAGCCCCUUCAGCCAAUAUCUCUACAGUCUCACUUUCGACCCGGCCAAGCUGCUUCAAACCUGCACCUCUUUCUCCCUAGAACAACACCAGGUCCUUCUCCUCUGAAACCUGUUAUUGCUCAGUCAAAACCUGAUACCUCUUCCACUUCUCCAGCUGAGACCCCGGUUCCUGCCGCACCUACACUAGGCCACCCUGUUAUACCUCCUCCUUCCCCAGCAAUUACCCGUUUGUCUUCCACCAGCUCCAGGAAACGCCCUUCUCUGUCCCGGUCUAAAUCGGACAUGAGCGACAGGUACUCCCGAGCUGGGACAGAGCUGGAGCGCUUCUUCAACCUGUGCGGCUUGGACCCCACAGAUGUGCAUGAGCUGACUGGAUCUAGCUCUGACAUUGUUUCCAUGGCUCGUUUUCGUAGCGCGAGCGCUCCAGGGUCCGAGUGCGCGGGCUCUGGCCGAGAAGACGAGGAUGAAGACGAGGAGGAGGCUGGCAAAGCUGCAAAUCGUGUUCCCUACGGUGUUUCUGUCAUUGAGAGAAAUGCACGAGUGAUCAAGUGGCUCUAUGGAAUCAAGCAGGACUCAGGUGGUAUUCCUCUGGCCUGCAAGCUGUGUUAUGCUGUGGGUGGGGUUCCACAUCUGAUUACCUCAGUAGCUAUUGGUAUUUCCUUGCAAAUUUUCCUUCUGGAUGUUGUAAAGAUGGAGGCCUUCUAUGUUUCCAUGAUUUUAUUUGUGAGUCGGGCCUGGGAUGCUGUGACUGACCCUCUGGUUGGAUAUCUUGUGAGCCGCAGUAACUGGACGCCCAUUGGCAAACUCACUCCAUGGAUGGUUAUUUCCACUCCAUUUGGCAUCUUGUCCUAUCUGCUUCUGUGGUUUGUGCCACGAGGCUCGAUGUCUGAGACUGUCAGCGUGUUGUGGUUCCUCACAGCGGCUUGCCUAUUCGAGUCCCUCAUGACUUGCUACAACGUCCCCUACCUAUCACUGAAUAUGUUUCUAGGAGGAGAUCAGAGAGACAGGGACUCUGCCACAGCCUACAGAAUGAGUGUGGAGAUGGUGGCAAUGCUGCUGGCAUCAGUAAUUCAGGGACAAGUUGUGGCUGUGUACAAUACAGAGAAGCAGGAGGCCUGCCGGGACUGGGACCAGGACCAUGAAACACCUCAAAGCACGUCUUCACCACAGACUGCUUCCUUUCAACAGACGCAAAAGGCUUUCCUGACCUCAGCGAUGGUCAUGGGGGCCUUGUUUUUCCUCUGCAGCCUGAUUUUGUUCCUCGGGGUGAAGGAGAAGCAGGCCUCUCGCUGCUCUAACGACAAAGUACGACCUUCCUAUCUGAGCUCGCUGAAGAUGCUCAUGUGCCACGUUCCUUACCAGAGGCUGGUGCUGGGCUUUGUGUUUAGUGCAUUUGCCUUUCAGAUGUCCUUGGGUAACUUUGCACUGUUUUGCAGUCAUGCUGCUGGGCUGGGAGCCCAGUUCCAGCACCUCCUGCUGGUUUUACUGGUUUCUGCCUCUGUAGCAGUUCCUGUGUGGCAAAUAAUUCUUCUGAGAAUUGGGAAAAAGUCCACAGUUUUCAUCGGAUUGUCGCUCUUCAUCCCAGCAGUGAUUAUAGUUGCCUGUGUUCCCAGUAACCUGCUGGUCUUCAUGAGUAUGUGCGUUCUGAUGGGAUUCAGUGUGGCAACCAUAUUCCUGCUACCCUGGUCAAUGCUCCCAGACGUGGUGGAUGACUUUGCUGUGAGACACCCGUCCUGUAAGGACCUAGAGCCUCUGUUUUUUUCCUGCUAUGCCUUCUGCAGUAAACUGACAGGAGGGCUGUCUGCUGGACUCUCAACCAUGACAUUACAGUUUGUGGGCUAUGAAGCAGGUGCUUGUAACCAUGGUGACAGAGUGGUGACUGCUCUGAUCGUACUGUUCUCGCCAGUUCCCAUCACACUUCUGCUGAUAGGGAUGGUGUUUUUUCACUUCUACCCAAUUAACGAGAGGCAAAGCUUGCAGCUCCGGGAACAAAUCCAUUCAGAAGUUACAUCAUCAUCUUCAGUGCGAAGAGAAAACACAGAGCUGCCAACAAUCCUGCAGCAGGCCCACGCUGGAGUCACAUCAACAUCUCAUUAUGACUCAAACACAUUAAAAUUUGAGAACUCACCACACUGUUACAGUCAGGAUAAAAAAAAUUCAGUCAAGUCUGUUUGUUCAAAUGUUUCCAACAGAUCUUUUGGAAAUGGCAGCAGGCAUAAAGCAGAUCGGUUAAUUGUAAGUCCUCAAUGUCAUGAACAAAGCCUCAGCCCUCACCAGUGCUCAGGAUGGGCCAAACCGGGCAUAAAUGUUCCUGAGAAUCAUUGUGAGUCUGCCUCUAAGAGGUCACAUGUAAGAGCCAAGGUGUCAUGGGUUUGAGGAGUACAUCCCACAGCAACUGUUUUAGCCUGUUUUAAACAUGAUACAACCUUCAUGUCUGUACUUUUAAAUUUGAUGCUUCAGCAGGGAGUUGGUUCACUUAGUUUAGCAUAUCGUUGGAUCGGCAUAAUCUAGAAAAUGCAUAGCUAAGAAACUAAUGGAGAGUUACAGAAGUCCCAGCCAAGAAAUCUUUGCAGAACACAAGCUUAGUCCCUGCAAACUCCUUGCACACACUGAGUGGAAAAAUAGUUUUAACAGGUCAUGUCUUUAUGUUAGGGUAUCAAUCUGACCUGUUUUAGCAUUAUAUUUAGCAUAGACAAAUAACAUUAGAUUAAAACUUUAUUAACCCCUCAGUUGGGUUCCUCCGGGAAAUUCUGUUUCCAGUAGCACAGCACAGACAGAAGUUGCAAAAGAAUGUAAGCAGAAAUAGAAAUAUACCAUAUAUACACAUAUACACAUACAUAAAUACAGAGACAUAUAUAAAUACAGAGUAUAUAAUAGUGAUUAAUAGGAUAAAUAGGAAUAGGAAUACCAGGGAAUUGCACAUUUCAACUAUUGUGAGACAAUAGUUAGUCUCAGUUAGGCAGCAGAUAUUCUUUAGCAGCAGUGUGUCACACAAAUCAGGUUAUGGCAUUAGUGUUAUGGUGCCAUCACUCCUAACUAAACUAUUUGCUGGUGUGUAUCGGUCUAUUUUAACCUAAACCUCAUUUUUUUCUUCCAGCUCUAACCAAGUAGACUUUCUAGAGAAAAGUAUGGUCACCUGGAAUUUAAGCCUGCAAAUCAUGCAGCUGCCACCAAUUCACCUUCUAAAGGUGGAUUUUUUUUUAAAAAAAGGGAAAUUUCUCAUUAGACUGUACUGCUGCUGCAAUACAUAAAGCCAUCAAUGCCAAAAGACACACGGUGCAUAAUAGGGACAGAGCAGCAUUAUACGAUUCAGUGGGAUGAGAAGGUUUUCAUCUGUAUCAAAGGCUAAGGUCACACAAAGUAACCAAAAAAGUCAGAUGAUGUAAUCCUCUCCGCUCUUUUAAUGCUACCAAGUACUUCCACCUUUGAAUUAUCUAUUUAACACUGCAUUAGAGAUGGGUGCUGGUUUGACUCAGUGGUGUGAUUAGAGCUAAAAAUGGUUACACAUAACUUAUGUAAAGGAAAAGUACAGGCAAAGGUCAUAUAUAGGUUUUUUUUAAUUUUCUACUUUGUGCCACCUCAUUUCAUCUCUCCUCUGUCCUCCUGCCUGUGACCUAAAAGUCAUUCUCAGUGAAGCAUCGUGAAAGAUUUCUCAUCUCCAAAAAUAAAUAUUCAGUAGAGAGUACGAGAAUAGAAAAGGGUCAGCGGACGUGCAAGGAUGCACAGGUAUAACCUUAGAGGAAGUUCUUUCAGCAACUGUGAUGUGAUGUAUAUAAUAGGCAUGACUCUUGGUUAAUUUAAUUCAAAGUAUAUACAGUGUAUAAGCUGUAAUGUAUGUGAAAUAUUCUGCUGGACCGUGCUGUGAUGAGCAGAGAGAAAGUGAGAGUUACAGCUUUUUUAUGUCUUAUACACAGUUUUCAGCACUUUGUGAAUCGCAAUAAAAAAACUCAGUGCAGUAAUGGACAGCAGUUCGCAUUUUUAAACUAAAUAAUAAUUUUCUGGAGGUUAAAAUAUAAGUCUGUAAAGUUGAGAUAGUAUACUCAUGUUGUGUCUGUUCUUUAAGUUACACCAAGGUCAUUCAUUCUCCAGCAGAUGUCCUGUUCCUGAAUUUCAUAUAAAUAAAUU